GCACUGGCCGGCAGUAAAAUGGCGUGGUCGUUUCGCCGGAAGAGUGAGUGCGGGCCAAAAACGUGUGUGUACGACGUCACUAGCGCAUCAGGCUUGACAUGUAAAUGAUAAAUGAGCGUAUAGUCGAUUAAGGACAGCCUCGCGCCUGUUUGUCUUUGCCGUAUCGACGCUCCACCGAGUGUCCGAUGAUAUUCCGGUGAUACGUUUCUGACAGCGUGUCCGCAAUGGCCGAUGAGUCCGCUCCGCUGCCGAAGAGGCGCCAAUUGCGGGAAAGAACUAGAAAAUUGUACACCGAUGACUGGACCUUAGGCGACGAGGAAAUCGAAGGUCGCAGAACUUUCCAGCUCGACGAGAAGAUCGAAUGCGAGAGGUAUGACCUGAACAAUUUCAGUGGCCUCUUUCGUGAGAUGACUGGACCGGAGCUAAAUCUCAUGUAUCUGCAAAAAUACGGUCUGCAGAUACCGCUGCUGUUUAAGGAGAAGUCAGGGCUGGGAUUGCGAGUGCCCAGUUCCAAUUUCUCCAUCAACGAUGUGAGAACUUGCGUCGGUUCUAAGAGAAUACUGGAUGUUAUGGAUGUUAAUACUCAAAAGAACGAAGAUAUGACAAUGAAAGAAUGGCAAAAGUAUUACGAGGAUUCUAACAAGGAGCGUCUGUUGAAUGUGAUUUCCUUAGAGUUUAGUCACACCAAGUUAGAGAAUUAUGUACAGUCACCUGCAUUAGUGCGACAAGUCGAUUGGGUAGAUGUAGUGUGGCCAAGGCAUUUGAAAGAUGCUCAAGUGGAAUCUACAAAUCUUUUAGAAGACAUGAUGUAUCCAAAAGUGCAAAAGUACUGUUUAAUGUCGGUGAAAGGUUGUUACACUGAUUUUCACGUUGAUUUUGGUGGUACAAGUGUGUGGUAUCACAUUUUGCGUGGUGGCAAAAUAUUCUGGCUGAUUCCACCAACUGAGAAAAACUUGGCUCUUUAUCAAGAGUGGGUGUUGAGUGGUAAACAGUCGGAUGUUUUUUUCGGUGAUAUGGUAGACAGAUGUGGCAGGAUAAGUCUAACAGCUGGUAUGACGCUAUUCAUACCAACUGGUUGGAUACACGCUGUAUACACUCCUCAGGAUUCUUUGGUUUUCGGUGGAAACUUUCUCCACAGUUUCGGCAUAGAGAAGCAAUUGAAAGUGGCGCAAGUGGAAGAGCACACAAAAGUGCCACAAAAAUUUCGGUAUCCAUUCUUCACAGAAAUGUUAUGGUAUGUUCUUGAAAGAUACGUGCAUGUGCUUUUGGGUAGGACUCAUUUGGAAAUAUCCGAAUCGCAACGGCAGCAUUCAGUUCCACAACAACACCAGCAUAUACAUAUAACACCGUUUGAGUUGCAUGGUUUAAAAGCGAUAGUUAUGUAUUUGCAUUCACUGCCAUCGACGAAGAAAAAUGUCCCAGAAUUGAUACGUGAUCCGGUUGCUCUUAUUCAUGACGUUCGAUGUUUGGUAGAACAACAUAGGAACGACAGUCCAGAAGUGGCUGUGACGGGCAACCCUGUGUUGCCGCCACCGCCACCCUUGACUAUCGCAGACAGGGAACGUAUGAGAGUAACCAGAAAAGGUUUUGUAAAGAUGCAAAGGCAUCACUCAGAGAAAUCCGAAAGAGCGUUUCCGCGCAGGAGACGUACUAGAUGCAAGAAAUGCGAAGCAUGCACUAGACAGGAUUGUCGUGAAUGCGUUUAUUGCCAAGAUAUGGUGAAAUUCGGAGGUAGUGGCCGUGCCAAACAAACGUGUUUAAUGCGCCAGUGCCUAAGGCCUAUGUUGCCCGUUACAUCAGCUUGUAAAGUCUGUCAAUUGGAUGGCUGGAAACAACCACCGGCGCCAUUAAUGGGUAAACCUGUUCCCACGGCACCGUCUAGUUUAAUGGAGUGUUCAGUGUGUUUCGACAUUGUGCAUCCAGAAUGUAUAGGUUUGGAUUCGGAGGAAAUAACAGUGAAUGACGAUUUGCCAAAUAGUUGGGAAUGUCCCCAGUGUUGCGAGCGAGGUCGAAACUUAGAUUAUCGGCCGCGUCAACCAAAGGCUCGCGCACGAAAAUUAUCAGUGUCCAGUGCAGCUUCUUCAGCCCCUUCCACAGAUUCUGAACGGGCUAUGACACCGAGUAAACGAUCAAGGCCUGAUCCCACCGAGGCAUGGAACGAUUCGCCUGGGGAGCCAGCCGAAGGUGAGCAGAAAAUGACUCAGCAGCGCAUUCAACUGGCUAUGCAGUUGAUCGCUUCGAGUAGUAGAUCUCUAGUGAAGGCGCACGUGGUGGUCAGACCAGCGCCGGUGCCACCGCUACCUAUUCAAGAAACAGAUAGCGAAUCAAAGCAGCAGAAUUCAGUGUUCAACAAAACGGCAAUGCUUGCGGUAUUUCGAUACCUCGACAUAAAGGAUCUACUUAAUUGUGCCUUGGUUUGCCGUACCUGGGCGAGAUAUAGUAUAGAUCCCGGUCUAUGGAAGAAGAUCAAUAUGUCACAUUAUAACCUAAGGUCCGUACACUUGACCGCCAUCAUCCGACGACAACCUGAGAGUCUUUCGCUUGACUGGACCAAGAUCAAUAAGAUGCAGUUAGCAUGGCUGUUGAGUAGAUUACCGCAAUUAAGAACAUUAUCCCUUCAGGGCUGCACUUGGUCCGGUAUUCGCGCUCUGAAAAGCUGCAGCUGUCCGCCUUUAGAAACACUUAACUUGAGUUAUGUUACCUAUUUGAAUGAUGCUGUUCUGCAAGAGGUCUUAGAUUCACCGACAGAUUCAAGGCCUGGUCUCAUCGAUAAGACAUCGCGAUUAAAGCAUUUAAAAAAUCUGUCUUUGGCUGGAUGCGAUCUUACGGAUCGAGGAGUGAAACACAUAAUUCAGCAUCUCUCGGAUCUCGAAACCCUGGAUCUUUCUUCAAUCGGCAGACUUACUGAUUCUGGCGUAGCGCAAUUGACAUCAUUGCCAAAUUUGGCAUCAUUAAAUCUGGCAAACUGUAAAUUACUCACCGAAACGACUCUCGAUCACUUGGCGAGAUGUAAGGCACUUAAACGCUUGGACUUACGACACACCACUCAAGUAUCGACGCAAGCCAUCAUCAAGUUCGCCGCGAAGAGCGAGCACAAUUUACACGUGACGGACGUUAAGCUGGUGGAGGAGAAAAAGAUCAAAACCGAAUUCAUAGGCACGUGAAAGAACGCGGGGCUCAUGAGCGAGCUAUUAUUUAGUGCAAUCUGGUUAUCGUCGCGUAGAGAUAUCAUUCGCGAAGAAUUACAGUCAUAAUAGUACAUCAUGCUACGAUCAGUGAUUAUUUAUUUUGCACAAGAGAAUUUAUAGAUAUCAUCUCAUAUCAUGCAUAUAUAAUAGGAAAGAACACACAUUUUUCAUUUGGAUAAUACAGUUUUAUUUAGAUAAGAUUAAAUGCAAGAACAAUUCCUUUGUGACUUAGAUUUCUUCAUAGUAUUCUUUUCUUUCUAUUGCAAAUAUUUUCAAACUAUUAUAUUUGAUAUUAAUAAUUUAUUUUCGUUAUGUAUUUUUUACAUUGAUCUACUUAGUUAAGCAUAUCAUAACUCUUACAAAUUAUUUAAAAUAAUGUAAAAAGACAUUAUUUUUCUCUAAUCAUAUAUUCUUUCUACAUUCUGAAUAUCAUAUAAAGAAAUCAAUAAAUCUCAUUUUAUAAUUUUCUUUUCUUUUCUCGACUUUGUGUAGAAUUAAAUCACAAAGAUAAGAUUUAUUUAUCAAAACCUGAUAAAGUAUAUGAAAGUGGAUAGAAUAUAGAAAUUCUAUCGAAUUGUUGUUCAUCAGUAUUUUUUGCAUAAAAAGCAUUGGAAAACGAAAGUGCUCAAGAAUAAUUAUUUAUGAAUAAUUAUUUAUCUGAUAUGAGUUCUUCGAACAUCUCAUUCAAAAAAGCAUAAAAACAAGAAAACUAACUGCAAUCACAUAGAUAUAUUUAUUCGUAAACGUGCGCUGUAUAUACAUACACAGUGAACUGUAUUGUUUCGUAACGUUAGAUAGAUGAUCUCUACGUGUCGAAAACAUCUAUGUUCCGAAUUUUAAUUUUUGAUCUAAGCUGCAAUUCAUAAGCGACGUCAGAUGUUCUGCGCAAAUCGAUGUAUGUACAUACAUAUACCUGCUUUUUAUAUAAAAAUGCAUGUUUCAUCUGUCUCUUUUCCUCGCUCUGUCUUCAUUUAUCUUUCGCAAGUAUUUUACAUGUUCGAUUUUAUGUAAAGUCAACAAAAGCGAUAAAUGAACUAGAUGCCAAUUCAAAUAAUACCAUGCAUCCCAUAAAAUUGUUUAUUCUUAUUAUGUUAUAUGUUUGUAUUAUAAUAUUUCAAAAUGGUGAUGGUAAACGCCAUUCUCAAUUAUUUUGGUCAAGAAUAUAUUACCGCGAACGAAAAAGUCAUGUUUUUUUUUUUCUUAGACAAUUUAAUAAGUUUCAGUGAAACUUAAGAUGAAAUUGUCACACUGUAACACAUUGUAUAAUACAUGUAAUGCACGAUAGUAAUAGUCAUUUGAUUCUCAAAUAUAAUUUUGAUUUUUAAAAGAUGCUUAAUUUUAUUCUCAUCAUCCUUCAAUUAUUAUAUUUCCUAUUCCUCACUGUAUAUCUGUUUAAAAAAGUUGGAAGCGAGAGCUUACGAUUUUUUUGUCACGCACAGUAUUUUUUCACUAAUAGAAAAUGUUUAUUAGGAGAAGAAAGAUUAUUCAUUCCAUUUCUUGAAUUUUGCAUUUUCCUGCCAUAAUCAAGAAGCAGCAACGUCAUUCCGGAAUCGGUAACGAAACAUCAGGAGCGCGGAGCCGAUCGAAUCGACUAAUCGUACGAAAAAUGCCGGGAUGGCCGCUCUUAAGUUUCUCACUGCUACAUAUAUAUCAAUGAGUUAGAGAGAGAGAACGAAAAACGAAAGAGUAAGUAAGAGAGAAAUUCAGAUGGCAUUACCGAGCAAUUUAUUUAUUUCGUGCGUGCGCACUCCGUUUUGGCAAAACUAGCAUCAAAGGCGCCGAUAAAGAGUUGCGCUACUGCGGCUGCGCACCGUAAUUCAAUGCCAAUACUGAAAAUCUAUAAUGUACGUGACGUAAACUUUCGUAGAUUUUCAGUACUAACAAAUUAGGAAACGCAGCCUGUAUAUACUGUGAUAUUGUUAAUACUGGAUUACUGAAUAUUGAUAUGAUAUACGAUGAUGCGAAUUAGUUUUAAAUUAAUUCUCAUUAAGAAUAUAUAAUAUAAUACAGAGAUUAAAAAUGUUGAAUCAAGAUGUAUCGAGAACUGCUAUCAAUAGAAGUUUAAUCACACUCUUUACAAAAGAAUAUAUGUUUAUUUGAUUAGAAAAACAACAAUUUGAAUAAUAACUUCUACAAGAGCCUUCAUCCAAAGGAAUGAAGGAUUGAUGAUGAGUCUCUGUACGUGUAACCUAAGGAAUCAUUAUACGUACACAUGCUCCAGCCAUUUUGCAACCAUAAUAAAUUGGUCCUUUAAAUUUUUCAAAAUGUGAUGAACGGUAUGCUCCAUUGUGCAUAAACGAAAUCCAUCUCAGACCAUGUCCAUAGUUAGUAAAUAUAUGCGACAUCUAUUUAUUAUUUGCAUAAAGAGCACAUAUAAAAACAACAAAAAUUAAAGGUGGUUGCAAAACAUCCAGAAUAUAUGCAUCGAAUCCUUGGGAGAUUACAUCAAUUUGCUGUGUUUUUUUAGUAAUUGGGUCACGUCCUUCUAAUUUUGAAUGGAUUUUGAAAUCGCGAAAAGUCGCAAAACAGUACGGAUUUCCUUCAAAUACCGGUUCGCUGAACGGUAAUUCCGGCACACCAGAGGGCGGAUUUUCGAUUUUCCAACAACUAUAUGAUUCUUCCUCUCGAACGGUGGUUUUGUUUUGUAUAUGAGAUAGAACACUUGCCAAGAAUGGUUUCAGUAAAAGCAGCUUAUGCUUUGUACGAAAAGUAGAGAAACAUGGGUGGAAUCAAAAUGCAGAGCAAUCCAUUAUAAUAAUGCAUUGCCUCUUUAGUUCGAAAAACAAUUGGGAUAUACUAUCAAAAACAAUUGAUAAAAAAAUCAUGCGUAAGGUAGUUCACUCUCAUAAUUUAUAAAUUAACCCUAUUAAAAUCUUAGAUUAAAAUUUUUUGAUAUUUUUUAUUUAAAAAUAUAAUGUAUUUUUUUAUAUUAUUAGUUUUAUAUUAUUAGUAUUUGCAAAAGAUAUAUCUUUGUAUUACACUUAAAAAAAUUAUUGCAUAACAUGGUGAUUCCACAUAUGUCAAACAUGUCUUAUGAGAAUAUGGCUAUGAGAAGAUGUGAUACAGCUUUUGAAUAAUCUGGGGUUUGAAAAAGCUAUUUUACUUGGCCACAGUAUAGAUGCCUUGACUGCGAGAAAUUAACAAUUAUUGAUAUAUUUCCUAUAAGAAGUCCCAGUUCUAAUCUCUUGCUGAUAAAGAAAAUCUUUGAAGCAAUGAGUUUAGCAGAAGUCCUAAUUUGAAGCAUGUCAAAUAAUAGAUCAACAGCUUGAAAAAUCUAUUACAUCUUACAUAAUACAUCAGGCAAAUUUUUUCCACUCUUUUUUAUAUUUAAAAUGGGAAAGUCAUAUUUAUAGUACAUUUCUCUGCAAUUCUUAAUAGCCAACUUGGUAGAAGUGGGUUUGGGAAAGUACAAAUGGUGCCAGUAUUAGUGCAAACAUUCACAACUGACUCGCUAUAUUUCCCAAGAUAGAUUAAAGAUAUAUGCAAAACCAACAUUAUUCAUAGGCGAUGCUAAUAGUAAAUAUAUUCCUAUGGAAGAUUACGACGCGAUUAAAAAAUUAUUUCCCUUGACGGAAUUUCGUUACAUAGAGGGUGCAAAAAUCAUUGAGUUCACGUCAGACAAAUCUAUCGAUUUAUCGAUGCUUUAGAUAAUUUUAUAAAUCGGCCAGUCUGUUUAUGCUUUUAUAUGGAAAAAAUGUAUAUAGGGAAAUAAAUAUGUAGAAAAAAAGAAAAAACUUGUAAAUUGUUCUUUGUAAAUAUAUAUGUGUAUUACAGAUGACAACAUUGCAGAACAAUAUGAAAAAUAUUCAAAUAAUAUGUAGUGUAAAAGUGAAAGAAACUGCAGAUUAUGCAGUUAAUUGUGAUCAAAAGCGCCAUUAAGCAUCGAAAAGCUCUGUCCUCAUCAAUAUCUUUCAGUCAUCUUUUCGCUAUUGCAUUAUUAUUGUGAGAACUGCAUAGGCUUUAUUUAAAAAAAAUUAGAGAACGGAACUAAUGGACUCACAUUUCACUUCCAUUUAAAGGCCAAGUAUUAUAUUUUACAUGUACUUGAGUAAUGAUAUUGGUUAGUUAUUUUAUACAUAUAUAAUUAUACAUAUCACACAUAAGAAGAAAAACAAAAUAAAACAUCCUAUAAAACUUAUUAUUAUUUAUCGCUACAUAUGUAUCAUUGAGUUAGAGAGAGAACGAAAAACGAGAUAGUAAAUAAGAGAAGUUCAGAUGGCAUUACCGAGCAACUUAUUUCGCAUAUGCGCACUCGGUUUUGGCCAUCUCUACAUCAAAGGCGCCGACAGGGAGUGUGGCUGCGCCAUAGACAUAAUAUAUCUAGACCGUGUGUUGAGGAGUGGCUGUAAAGGUGCACAUGUAAAGGUAGAAAAGGACUUUAUGCCCCUUGCGUUCUUUCUCACUCGUACGUAACAUAGCUAAAGAAAGCGCCACGCUGCGUGGAGCGAGAGAGAACGCAAGAGGCACGAAACAGUGUAUCCUUUUCUAUAUAACCUUUACCCUUACUCCCUAAAUAAAGGCAAAUGUUCGGUCUAGAUAUAUUAUGUCUAUGGGCUGCGCACUGUGAUUCAUUGCCAGGACUGAAAAUCUAUAGUGUACGUGACGUAAACUGUAUAUUUUCAGUACUAACAGUGAAUUACGGAACGCAGCCUGUAUAUACUGUG
This is a messenger RNA of Cataglyphis hispanica, 7852 nucleotides long. Its product is annotated as jmjC domain-containing histone demethylation protein 1-like. Gene Ontology annotation, biological process: regulation of transcription by RNA polymerase II; protein demethylation. The transcript is spliced from 12 exons. NCBI's taxonomy places the organism in Eukaryota, Metazoa, Arthropoda, Insecta, Hymenoptera, Formicidae. Gene Ontology annotation, molecular function: protein binding; histone demethylase activity; DNA binding. Bases 225 to 3164 code for a protein of 979 amino acids. The record is from RefSeq and is a predicted model, not a curated record.